AUGGCUCGCACAAAACAGACCGCUCGCAAGUCUACUGGUGGAAAAGCGCCGAGGAAGCAACUUGCCACAAAGGCCGCAAGGAAAAGUGCUCCGGCAACAGGAGGUGUUAAGAAACCUCACAGGUACCGCCCCGGUACUGUGGCACUUCGCGAAAUAAGAAGAUACCAGAAGAGUACUGAAUUACUAAUAAGAAAACUGCCGUUCCAACGUCUCGUCCGGGAAAUAGCUCAAGAUUUCAAAACUGAUUUGAGGUUCCAGAGCUCGGCCGUGAUGGCGUUACAGGAAGCAAGUGAAGCUUAUUUGGUUGGUUUGUUUGAAGAUACGAAUCUAUGUGCUAUUCACGCGAAGAGGGUCACCAUUAUGCCUAAAGACAUACAGUUGGCGAGACGAGUGAGGGGCGAGCGGGCGUAGACAGGCCCAUUUCAAAGUGACGCAGCGCAAGC
Messenger RNA from Diatraea saccharalis (sugarcane borer), 443 nucleotides. The record is from the annotation of a GenBank genome assembly. Lineage: Eukaryota; Metazoa; Arthropoda; Insecta; Lepidoptera; Crambidae.